Molecule: messenger RNA, 1672 nt
Organism: Cryptomeria japonica (Japanese cedar)
Lineage: Eukaryota; Viridiplantae; Streptophyta; Pinopsida; Cupressales; Cupressaceae
Product: probable leucine-rich repeat receptor-like protein kinase At1g35710
Exons: 2
Coding region: 11-1672 (553 amino acids)
Molecular function (GO): protein binding
Source: RefSeq, a predicted model, not a curated record
UCCAUCCCAAAUGGCCAUCUCUUUACAGAAGCUCUGUUUAGUUAUCGUCUCAGUUUUUAGUGUAUUCCUCCCCUCUUCACACCCUACACUUCUUUCCCAUGCAUUAAUGCCCAUCAGAUGUCCUGCCCACGAAUCUGAAGCUCUGCUCCGAUUCAAAGCGGCCUUCAAUGACUCCCAAGGCUAUUUCGGUUCGUGGGUAAAUGGAACAGACUGCUGUACCAUGUGGACCGGCAUAUCCUGCAACAUUCAGACCAACAACGUUGUCUCUCUUCGUGUAAGCCCUUUGGGCUCCAUUCAAGGUGUGAUCUCUGAGAACCUGUGUCAACUUCAUUUUCUCACAUCACUGAGCAUAAGCGGAGUAACAGGUACUACCACUACCCCUCCCUGUUUGGGAAACCUCUCUUCUCUUGAAUUUUUAGAUUUAUAUGGAAAUGGGUUUAGUGGGUCAGUUCCCACUUCCAUUUGUUUGCUCACCCGCCUUACACACCUUGGUCUUUCUAGCAAUAACUUCAAUGGAAGCAUACCUUCCUGCUUUGGCAAUCUUGCUUCUUUAAGAAACCUUCACCUUGCUGAUAACCAACUUAGUGGAAGCAUACCUGCUUCUCUGGGUAAUCUAUCUUUCUUAGUUUUCCUCACUCUUUACAAGAAUCAAGUCAGUGGAAUGCUACCAGAUUCUUUGGGUAACCUCUCUUCUUUAACUUACCUCCUCCUUAGUUACAACCAAUUUAGUGGAAGCAUACCGGCUUCUCUAGGUAGUCUGUCUUUCUUAGGGUACCUUGGGAUUUGUAACAACCAACUCAGUGGAAGCAUACCAGCUUCUCUGGGCAAUCUUUCUUCUUUAAGUCGCCUUGAUCUAGGUGCCAACCAUCUUCAUGGAAGCAUACCCGCUUCUCUGGGUAAACUUUCUUCUUUAUGGUACCUAAUCCUUCAUAACAACCAGCUUAGUGGUAGCAUACCAGCUUCUCUUGGAAGUCUCACUUUGUUGAGGUCAUUAUACCUUGAAAAUAAUCAAUUGACUGGUAGCAUUCCAGAGUCCUUGGGCAAUCUGCUUUUACUUGGCUUCUUGGAUAUUAGAAAUAACCAACUAACUGGGACCAUUCCCCUUUCAUUUGCUCAACUUUCCUCCCUUACUGAGUUCAAAGCUUAUGGCAAUCGUUUCAAUGAAAGCAUCUCUUCUUCGUCACUUCCAGCUUCUUUAGUUAAUCUAUACCUGUCACUAAACCAUAACCAAUCAAUUUCUGAAACUUUCUUUCACAACCUUACAAUUCUAAAGUACCUGCAUAUAUCCGACUGUGUGCUAAGUAUUAGCAGAACUUGGAUUCCACCCUUCCAAUUAAAUCAGUUAUCUUUAGUGUCAUGUACUAUUGGUCAUGGUGAAUUUCCACUUUGGAUUUCAACACAAUUCUCACUUGAUGCACUGGAAUUAGUUAACAUUGGUCUUAUAGGAGAAAUUCCCUCUUGGCUAUGGGAAACCAAUCUUCUAUUGAACUCUCUAAAUCUUUCAAGAAACCAUUUGGAAGGAAACCUAUCCUCAAAUACUUCAAUAUGGAUGCAACUAUGGCAAUAUUCCUCCAAGUUUGAGUAUAUUAUCUCAACUUCAGUUAUUAAAUCUUGCAAACAACAACUUUACUGGAGUGAUCCCUACAAGCUUGUCCAAAUGUUCUUCCCUUAG